CAAAGCGAAAUCUCCAUGGUACUCGAGGUAUCAGCGAAGCAGUUUAUAUAUCCAUAAAAGAACUCGAAGAUACUGUUUUGAGAUGAAUAGAAAUCUACUGAUAAAAUUAAUUGGUAAAAUAGUAAAUAUUUACAUCAGCGCAAAUUAAAGAAAAUUUUUUUGAGAAAUUAUUCCUUCAGUUUCAGUUCCUCACCUGUAGAUAUAAAUAAGUUCUAACAAAACUUCGUUGCGUUUGCGUAUGAAUCCAAUUUAAGUCGACCAUACUCAAACCACAAACUUGUUUCCAUUAUAUCGUUGGGUUGGUACAUUAUAACGAUUCCUUUUCAAAUCCAAGACGGAGUUAGUGACUAUAGUCGAUCCCCCACUAUUGCGACGUACAUCGACUUCUCCUAGUGAGCGGCAGUCGCAAAGCAUUUUGAAUCUAGCUUUUGGAGGUACAAGACUGUGUUUUCAGUGUUUGUGAUUUUAUUACCAAAAAUGUCUAAGAAAAACGGAAGUGCAGCGCUCCUACGGGGAGGCGACAAGCCUAUUAUCGCGCAAUUAGACCAGAAAAGGGGUGGUGUUAACACUGUGAUUAUGACUAAUUUUAAGUGUGAGCAAAAUCAAGUUCCUACACAGUCUGCAAAUGGAUCCACUGUACCUUUGGUAGAUAAUAGGAGGGCUGAUCCAGAAGUUGGAGAUUAUGACCCUUUCCAGCAUCGGAAUGUGGCGCAUCCUACAUCGGAUCUGGAUACACUCAUCCAUCUGCUCAAAGGAGCUCUCGGGAGUGGUAUAUUAGCUAUGCCACUAGCAUUUUCUCAUGCCGGCCUGUUUUUCGGCUUGAUAUGCAUCUUAUUUAUCGGUAUUGUUUGCACAUAUUGUGUUCACAUUUUAGUAAAAUGUGCGCAUGUAAUAUACCACCGUCAAAAAGUAUCAUCUCUCAGCUUUGACGAAGUUGCCGAGGCCGCUUUUCUAUCUGGUCCAAAAGCUUUCCACCCAUGGGCUAAGUUUGCUAAAGCCAUGAUAAACUUUUUCUUAGUUGUAGAUUUAUUAGGCUGCUGCUGCGUGUAUGUACUGUUUGUAUCUAAGAACUUGAAACAAGUCGUUGACGCAUACGUUGAAGAGACAUACCAUUACGACGUAAGAUUUUACAUGCUGGCUCUCUUACCAUUAUUGAUAUUGAUGAUUAUGAUUCGUAACCUAAAAUAUCUCUCGCCGUUAUCUAUGAUUGCUAAUAUCUUUGUAGCAGUUGGCAUCGGUAUCACCUUCUAUUACAUAUUCGACGACCUUCCAUCUCUUAAUUCAAGACCUCAUUUUGGUAGUAUAACUACUCUGCCUUCAUUCUUUGGUACUGCAAUUUUUGCUUUGGAAGGUAUUGGCGUAAUCAUGCCUUUGGAAAACAAUAUGAAAAAUCCAACACACUUUAUCGGAUGCCCUGGUGUACUCAACAUUGGAAUGUUUUUCGCUGUUCUCCUUUAUUCUUCAGUUGGAUUCUUUGGCUAUUUGAAAUACGGUGAUGAUGUCAAAAUAGGAAGCAUCAGUUUGAAUCUCCCCAAUGAACCACUUGCCCAGUCUGUGAAAUUGAUGAUUGCCGUAGCCAUUUUCUUCACUUAUGCUCUGCAGUUCUACGUACCAAUGGAAAUUAUCUGGAAGGCGGUAAAGAAUAACUUUCAAAGAAAAGCAUUGGCAGAAUACAGUAUUCGAUUUUCUUUAGUAACUUUAACGGUUGUUCUUGCAAUUUUGAUACCAAAUCUUGGAGCUUUCAUAUCUCUAGUAGGUGCUGUAUGUCUGUCAAUGUUGGGACUUAUAUUCCCUAGUAUAAUAGAAUUGGUCACAUUUUAUGAAGACCCCGGUUUGGGUCGCUGGAGAUGGCGGUUAUGGAAAAACAUGUUUUUAAUCUUGUUUGGACUAUUAGGUUUUGUAACAGGAACCUAUGUCAGCGUAGAGGAAAUCAUACAAGGUUGAGAGAUUUAUUUUUCAGUGUUUCUACAGUCGGCUUCGCAGGGAGUCUCUUAGAAAAAUAAGUUGGUUUUCCAUACCGGCUGGAACCCGGUUGUUCCUUAUCAGACAAUAGAUCAGCUGAAGCUUAGACACUUUCAACUGUAAGAUCUUGCUAAUACAAUUAGAAGGAACUUUGGGGGACAGUCGGAGUAACUAGGGGAACUGUCGUAAAAGAAAUCUUUUUACCAAUUAUUCUAAGUUUUUACUUAAAUAAAUUAUAUUUCUUCCAAAAAUAUAUAAAUAUAAUGUUUCCGAUCUAUAUCAUGUUAAAAUUUUGAUUAGCUUAGCAUAUAAAUCUUAAACAUUAGAUACAUACAUAUGCAAAAAAAUUUCUAAACAUAUUAAUAAACCAUCAUAAAGUUGAUAGAUAUUACUGAGAAUUGCCCUUACAACUAACAAUUUAUUUUCAUUGAAAGGCUAAGAGUCUAAGACAAAUAUGUGUAGAAAAAUUAAUAGACUUUGGAAUAAAUAUAUUACUAAUUUAUAAAGAAACGUAUGUAAUUUAGUUUUACUGAAUGAAAUUGCAUAAAUGACUUUCUUGUUUAUGGCAUAACCCCUUACUGAAACCAUUGGCCAUAAGAAUAUAAACUUCAACAUCCCAUUAUUUACUAACCAAUGGCUGUCUAUAGAGGAAAACCAAAUAGUACAUCUUUUUAUAUACUUAGGAGAGAAAUCUUAUUCCUAUUAAUUCAUUUAAUUUUAAGUAGAGACGUAGAUACAGUGUGCUUCGAUAAUCUGAGAGAAAUUUUGAAAUUCUUGGAAAAUUUAAUUGUUAUAAUUAAUUUGUUUAUUCACUAUUAAACAUUCUCCACUAUUAUUUAGAAUGACAGUAUAUUUAUUUUCGUAUUUAUUUCAAUUUUCUCUCGGAUUAUUUUGUAAAUUAGAUCUAUCUGCACAGUGAAUCAUUAUAUCAGUAUUAACAUAAAAUUGGGUGCAUAUCAAUUAACCAAAAUCUAAUUCAAGUUCUUUUAUGGUCAAUUGAUGUGUACCAACAAAAAGAAAAAAAGUAUUUUUCCAUUUAUUCAUCAGAUCCUUAUCAAAAAUUAUUUAUAUAUACUUAAGUUACAAGCGAAACCGAUAGAAAUUAUAUCAAGUAUUGACUCCCUGUUUAAAAACACCUAUAAAAUCUGUACAUUCUGACAGCUUUGAGGAAAUGUCUUCCAACACUUGAAGCGAAAAUUUAUUGACAAAACGGAUUUUGUGGGGUGUUAUAUCAAAGAUUAGUAUAUUAAAUAAUCUAUAAAUAAGGACUCUAGAAAUGCUGUGCUAAAUUUAGACUGCAGUGUCAACUGUGAUUUUGAGAAGUAAACAUUUUUAUGUAGUUAUUUCUUUAAUGAUUUGUUUUUAUUAAAACUUUUCAACAUCAUUGAAUCUUUUCAUUUCAAUUCAUCUUUUUUUAUAGUGAGACGUCAUUUAUUUAUACUAUUGUGAUUGUUUAGAUAAUAAUUUAUGCUCAAAUUAUAGUGUUUUUUGGUCAGUGUUCAUUUCUUCUCUUUUAAUAAAAAUUGGUUAAUAAACACAAUAUUUUUCCAUAACCGCUGCUGCCUACUAUAGACUAAAACUGUAGAAUUGAGCUUAUGUGAAUCACUACAAAGCUAAAAUGUUUUAUUUUUAUAAAAAUAAUAAUGAUGACAAGCAAUACGAAUUUCACGUAGAUACCUGAUGGUUUGUGAUUCAUAUAUAUUGUUGUAACAAAUUGUAUUCUAUUCUAAUAAAUUUUUAGCAAAUUUUGAGACUUUAUAAGAAAAUAAAUUAUCUGAGAAUACAGCAUUGUUAUUACAAAUAUUUACAAACUAUUUUAAAAAAUCUAUUCUUUUAAAGUAUAUUACUAAUAUUCAUAGAAUAGAUUAUAACUUUUAUUCUGUUUUAUGCUUCAUAAACGGUGAAAUUUUAUUUUGAUCUUUUGUUCGUAUGAAUUUUUUUCUCGAUUGCAUCAAUAAAAUAUGCAGAAAGAAAAGUUUACUCUGUUCAUAUGAAUUUUCUUGAUUGCAUUAAUGAAUAUUACCGAAUGAUAUCGACACUCGUUAUAGUAAAUUGAAUGUGUAUCUAAUCUACAAAUUUUUUGACAUAAUUAAAGCUUCUGAUACACAUUAUUUCGAGUAGACUGCUGACUAGUAUGCAGUCCUCUUCUAUACUCCCUUUUGGGGAUGGAAUAUAAAAUAUUAAAUACAUUCAAACUUAUUCUAUUUCGUAUCCCUCACUUCAGAUAUGCUUGAUAUUUAUUUUCGUUAAAGCUGUUUACUGUAGUAUUAGUAAGAGAACUUUCAAUGUCCAAUUUCUAUUUUUAGAGCCUGGAAUUUACAUACUAUAUUAUUAUCAAAUAACCAUAAAUUUGUAGAACGUCUCUCGUAAUCUUUAAAUGUAAAUUUUAACAACUGAUUGCUAAUACGUAUUAAUUUUAGGACUAAAUGUUGUACUUAUAUAUUAGAGCCUUAUCACAUCACAUUAUAAUUUUUUUAUUUCUUCAAACUUGUAGAAUAUACACAGUCUUUCAAAGAUGAUGUUAGCUUGUGAUAAUUUGAACAAUUUUCUAUACCAUCCCGGUUCCCUUUUGUUUUUUUUUUUGGUUUCCUUUUGCUUUUUCUAUCUUUCUCAUGAUCUUAGUUAUUCAUAUUCCAUAGAAUUUACAGUACUACAGAUCUUUAAGACCCAUGACUUAUUUCUCUUUUCUCAUCGGUCUUCAACUGAGAUCACAAUUAUUCUCCACUGGUUGCAAUUAUGUACUGUUAUUGUGGGGUAUUUAUGCAAAUCUUUCAGUUAUUCGUCAGUUCUUUUUCUCCAUAGUCCUUCACUUGUUUUUCAUUUUUCCCCCACACCUUCCUAUCCCAUUUUGUGUCUUCUUCUUUGUUAAAAACCACGUUUCACUUCCGUAUGUAACUUAUCGUAUGUUCGGUAUAUUUUAAUUUUGGCUGCUCCAGAUAAGUCCUUUGAUUUUAUAAUUUUACUUAAUGACCCCAUAGGUUCACUUCCUUUGCUUCUCCUCUUAUUUAUUUUAAUCCAUAAUUUUCGCAGCCUCUUCUAGUUUACAGAAUGCUAUUUCCAUUUUUUGUUUUGUUCUGGUUAUUAAAGCUAAAUCGUCUGAAUAUGCAAUUAUUUGCCGUUUGUGGUAAUAAAUGAGUAUCUUACUAUCUCAACAGAUUAAAAGCCACUGUCGAUAUUGGAUCUCCUUGUUUUAAUCCCUUUUCAACCCUAAAUUUGUCUGAUACAAUUCCAUAAGUUGUUACUCUACUGUAUGAGUUAUUAAUGUCAUCUUGUCUAACUUAUACAUUUCAUUUCUGUCUACUGUGUCAUUAGCCUGCUUAAAAUCCAUAAACAUAAUAUGUUUUUGCUCACAGCUCCUCUUAAUGGUCUCAGUAUUCUUCGACUAUCCUUUCUUGGUACUUGUUGAGACUGUUUCUCACGGCUUUAGUCAAAACUUUGGACACCACAUCAAGAAGUGAUAUCCCUCUAUAAUUUUCAUAUCUACUGUUAUCUCCCUUCUUGAAUAAUGGAUAUAUUAUUCCAUCUCUCAGGCAUUUGUUCUUUAUUUCAAAUUUUCUGUAUUAUUCUGCAUAAUCUUUGCUGUAUAUCUUCCCCAUCGUAUUUGAUAAUUUCUCCUGCAAUCAUAUGGUUUUUAAAAUUUUCCAUCUGUUCUAAGAUUGCUUUAUAAUUUGGUUCCUCCACAAAAUUCUCAUUUUCUAUUCGUCUUCUAUAUCUUUUUCCUGUUCUGGUUAAUCUUGUUCAUUUAAAUACUCCUUGAAAGUAUUGAAUCUCUUGAAUUUUUCAUGUGGAUCUAUUAGAACCUUCCCUCGUUGUCCCUGAAUGUUUUAAUUAUUGUUCUCAAUUAAUUUUUUAUUCUUUAUAGAAAUAUCUCAAAUAUAUAAACAGAGUGAAUGCAUAAUUUAUUAAAUCUCUUCUAAAUUGUCAAAUUCUUUUCACACUCAAAUGUCCAACUAUGGUCCCAAAAAAGCAGUUGUUCUGAAGCAGGGAAAAAUAUGAGUUUUACUUUUUUCACAUAUUUGACAAAAGCAAGCUUUGUUUGCAGAUUAUAAACGAAUUGAUAUCAUGUAUCGGUAGUGUUUUUUCAAUUAAAUGUACAUCUUAUAUUUCAGUAGAAGGUUUGAACACUAAAACAAGUGAACACAGUAAGAAAAACAGUAUUUAUAGUUCCAAAGGAACUGUGUGACUUGGUGCCUUAAAUACCGGAAUCUGGAUUUUUCUCCAGAUGAUGGAAAAGAGAAGUUUGGUUGCAAAUAUCGAAUACAAGGGGAGAAUUUUCAAGUUCCUCAUAAACACACAGAAGUUUCCAUAUUGUAGUAAUAAAGUUUUGAUUUUCAGAUUCCAAAGUAUAACUUGAUAUAUUUAGGUAACUAUUUAUUUGAAAAUUUAUCUACACAUUACGGACAACAGCAUUAAUUAACUUGUUUAAAAAACAAUAUAAAUUACUCUGUGUGUCAAAAGCAUAGUUUCCUUUGAGGUAUUACAAGUUAUGGACAAAUUUGGUCGCCACGAUUUACAGUAAAUAUUCAAUCACUAAUUUUUUUGUAAAUUCAGAUACAUAUUUUUUUCAAAUAUAUCUAAAAGUUUCUUUUGUUUAUAGAUAUUAAUGAUCAAUUUUGUCCUACUUAUACUUACUGCCUGCUUGUGAAGAGUGAUAGAGAAUUCAUGUGCCAAGUGUUACAAGUUAGAAAACAGUAGUAGAUUCCUAAUUAUUUAGUAUUAUUUCCAGACUUUGUGCAUGAAUUUGAUAUCUUUUUUGGAAAUAAGUCAGUAGUUCCCAGAAGAAUUUUGUUAUCAAUAUUUUAUGUGAAUCGUUUAAAAGAAAUUAAAUGGUAAAUUAUU
Messenger RNA from Diorhabda sublineata, 6801 nucleotides. Its product is annotated as proton-coupled amino acid transporter-like protein pathetic. Gene Ontology annotation, molecular function: amino acid transmembrane transporter activity. Gene Ontology annotation, cellular component: vacuolar membrane. Bases 478 to 1944 code for a protein of 488 amino acids. The record is from RefSeq and is a predicted model, not a curated record. Gene Ontology annotation, biological process: amino acid transmembrane transport. NCBI's taxonomy places the organism in Eukaryota, Metazoa, Arthropoda, Insecta, Coleoptera, Chrysomelidae. The transcript is spliced from 5 exons.